UCCUUUUUACAUUAAUUUCUGUGCGGUGUACACGUGUUUUUCAAAAUGGCACCCAGCGCAAAUGCUAAAAAAUCUGCCAAAACGGGCAAAAAGAACCAUAAGCACCCGGUAAAUAAAUUACUCAGCGGGGGAAUUCUGCGCUACUCCAAGAGCCAGAUGUACAAGCGUCGUGCUCUGUACCGUUUGAAGAAUGUGAAGCAGCCCAUUGUUCCAAAAGUCAAGAUACCCAUCAAGAAAGUGAAGAAGAUCAAUGGCCCCAAGAACGGCGGUGAACGUACUGUGUAUUUGAAGAAACCCAAAGCCAACUACCCAACCAAACGUUUUGUCAAGAAGCGUCCUGCUAAAUCUUACUUCAGCAACCACCAGCGUAACAUUCGUCGCAAUCUCGUCCCUGGACGUGUGCUAAUUUUGUUGGCUGGUCGUCACCAAGGCAAACGUGUUGUACUAUUGAAGGUAUUGAACUCUGGACUGUUGCUUGUUACCGGUCCAUUUGCAUUGAACUCCUGCCCAUUGCGUCGCAUUUCGCAACGUUUCGUCAUUGGUACAUCCUCAAAGGUGGAUUUGGGCGAUCUCAAAGUGCCAGAGCACUUAGACGAUGCCUACUUCCGUCGUUUGAAAAUCAAGAAGGAUAAAAAAUCCGGUGAGGGUGAUAUUUUCGCUGUCAAGAAGGAACGUUUCGUCCCCAAUGAACAGCGCAAGAAGGACCAGAAGGAAGUUGAUGCUGCAGUGCUUAAGGCUAUCAAAGCGCAUCCAGAAGGCAAAUUCUUCAAGAAAUAUCUGCAAAAUAUGUUUGCUUUGCACUCAUCGCAGUAUCCCCAUCGUUUGCGAUUCUAAACUUUGCAUUGACGUCAAAAAUGUGAAUGUAAACGUACAUUCAGGUUGUCUAGGAUUUUCUUAUUUUUAAUUUUUAUGUCAACACAAAGUAAAAGAAAAAAAAUAUACAAUUUAAAAAAAUUGGAA
This is a messenger RNA of Anastrepha obliqua, 960 nucleotides long. RefSeq names its product 60S ribosomal protein L6 (gene RpL6). Bases 46 to 834 code for a protein of 262 amino acids. The record is from RefSeq and is a predicted model, not a curated record. The transcript is spliced from 2 exons. Gene Ontology annotation, molecular function: RNA binding; structural constituent of ribosome. Gene Ontology annotation, biological process: ribosomal large subunit assembly; cytoplasmic translation. Gene Ontology annotation, cellular component: ribosome; cytosolic large ribosomal subunit. NCBI's taxonomy places the organism in Eukaryota, Metazoa, Arthropoda, Insecta, Diptera, Tephritidae.